GACCGCGACUCCCGUGGUGCUCCGCGGCCACUUCCGGGCCGGGCUUGCCGCCGGCCGCCGCUGUCAUGUUGCGCGCCCUGAAGCGCCUGGCCCCGCGGCCCGGGUGCCAGCCCUCGACUGUGCUGGUCCUGCCCGCGCGCGGCCGCAAAACCCGCCACGACCCGCCUGCCAAGUCCAAGGUCGGGCGCGUGAAGAUGCCGCCCGCAGUGGACCCCGCGGAAUUCUUCGUGUUGACCGAGCGCUAUCGGCAGUACCGGCAGACCGUGGGCGCGCUCAGGCAAGAGUUCGCGUCGGAAGUGCGCAGGAAGGCGUAUGAGGCCCGGUCCGGGGUCCUGGCUGAGCGCAGGGUGCGGGAGGCCGCCGAGGAGCACCGGGCGCUCAUGGCCUGGAACCAGGAGGAGAACAGGCGGCUGCAGCAGCUAAGGAUAGCUAGGUUGCAGCUGGAAGCACGGGACCAGGAGCUGCGACGGGCCGAGGACCAGGCCCAGAGGGCCCGGGAAAAACAGGCUUGGGUGCAACUGAAAGAGCAAGAAGUCCUCCAGCUGCAGGAAGAGGCCAAAAACUUCAUCACCCGCGAGAACCUGGAGGCACGGAUAGAAGAAGCGCUGGACUCCCCGAAGAACUACAACUGGGCCAUCACCAGAGAAGGGCAGGUGGUCAGGAACUGAGCACAGAGGCUCCUAAGAAAUCAGAGUAGGGGCAGUGCUUGCCACAGAGCCCCGUGUGCAUCCUAGGGCAGACGGCUGAGCCUUUCCUAGAGCAGCCCCCACCCACCCCAGAUUCUGAGCGAACCACCUGACCGGAAGUUGUUCCGACACUACAUACCAACUCAGGACAGCAUCAGUCUCUGGGAAGUUCCUGUCACACAAAAGAUCAAGCUGGACUACAUCCCCUCUAGCAGCCAAGCUAUCUGCUGAGUCUCACGGAGGACUGUGGACCAAAUGGUCGCUGCUUUUCUAAGUAAAGUUUUACUGUAGCCCCGUCUGGCCUGUUCACUGACUGUCCUGCGGUGCCCUGGGGACAGGAGUAAGCAGUCACCGUAGAGCCUAAACGGCUUGUAAAGCCAAAGGCCUUUGUUGUCUGACUUUUUUGGAGAAUAAGUUUAUUUGUCCCUAACUUUUUGGGUCUUUAGCUGACUAGCCAGAAGCAGCUUUCACCUAACCCAGGCUCUCUCCCUCCCUCCCUCCCUUCCUUCCUUUCUUCCUUCCUUUUUUUCUCCCUAAGACAAAGUCUCUCUCUGGCUGUGCUAGAGUCCCAUAUGUAGACCAGGCUAGCCUCGAACUUAAAAAAAUCCACCUCCCUCUGUCUCCCAAGUGCAGAGAUGAAAGGUGUGUUCCUCAAGCCCAGUUAAGGGUUAAAUUGCUAAAACCUUGAAGUCUAGAACCUGUCAGGGGAACUGGUUAAGAGCCAGUACUGUUCUUCCGGAAGAUCUAAAUUCAGUACCCAGCCGGUCAGCUCACCGCUCCCUGACUCUCCAACUCCAGGGGAUACAAUGCCUCUCGCCUCCACAGGCACAUAGACACAGAAAUAGUAAAAACAGUAGGCAUGGUGGCACGCUCCUGCCAGCACCUUCCACGUGAGUUUAAAGCCAGCCUCACUUAUUUAGCCUUGUGGGGAGUUGAAGAGAUGGCUUAGCGGUUAAGAGCACUGGCUGCUUUUCUAGAGGACCCCGGUUCAAUUCCCAGCACCCACAUGGCAGCUUACAACUGUCUAACUCCAGUUCCAGGGGAUCCGACACCCUCACA
Messenger RNA from Microtus oregoni (creeping vole), 1745 nucleotides. It is a transcript of the gene Mrps26, whose product is annotated as mitochondrial ribosomal protein S26. Bases 66 to 668 code for a protein of 200 amino acids. The record is from RefSeq and is a predicted model, not a curated record. Gene Ontology annotation, cellular component: mitochondrial small ribosomal subunit. Lineage: Eukaryota; Metazoa; Chordata; Mammalia; Rodentia; Cricetidae. The transcript is spliced from 4 exons.